Messenger RNA from Fonsecaea multimorphosa CBS 102226, 1284 nucleotides. RefSeq lists its product as uncharacterized. The record is from RefSeq and is a predicted model, not a curated record. The transcript has a single exon. Lineage: Eukaryota; Fungi; Ascomycota; Eurotiomycetes; Chaetothyriales; Herpotrichiellaceae. The coding region runs from base 1 to 1284 and encodes 427 amino acids.
AUGCCGCAACAACAGCCUGCCAAUAGCCUAGUCAAGGCUCAACCCCCUAAACCCACACCAAAAGUCGCCCCAAAGCACACACCAUUCGACAUCGACAACUACCUCAAUCCUUUCAUUCCUCGCAACCCCCUGCGAUUCUUACCUUCCUGGGUCUCAUACUGGUUCGGCUAUCGCUCUCCAUCAUCUGCUGAUGCACAUCACCCCUGCCUCUGUAUCCUUCCCCACCAAUACCUUGAAUUCUUCUUCCAUCCUCCCGAGUGGUUCUACAUCUAUCACGUCCACACCUUUCUUCUCUACCUCUCGAUCUUGAUUGGCGCGUUCUGCGGCGUCGCCAUCAUCGAAAAUGUCUUCCUCGCCUUGCCCCAGUUAUCCGGCCACACGGUGCCCAUAGUGAUCGCGUCCUUCGGCGCGGCGGCUAUCCUGGAGUACAACACCAUUGAGUCGCCCCUGGCUCAGCCGAGGAACCUGGUUUUCGGACACUUCUUGUCCGCCCUCGUCGGGGUGGGCAUCACCAAGCUAUUCUUGUUGCUGCCACCAGACCAGUUUGAGGAUCUGAGAUGGCUCGCUGGCGCGCUCGCGGUCGGCUGUGCAUCCAUCGUCAUGAGCUUCACAAAGACCAUUCACCCGCCCGCCGGCGCGACCGCGCUGCUGGCGGCGACCAACGUGGAGAUCCAAGAUCUGGGAUGGUGGCUGUUGCCCCUUGUCCUGCUGGCGGCCAUGUUGAUGUUGGCCAGUGCGCUGGUCGUGAACAAUCUCUCGGGAAGACGCUAUCCGGUGUACUGGUGGACGCCGGUGGAUCUGAAGCACCUCAAGGAGGAGAGGAGGAAGGCGAGGUUGGCGAGGAAGCUGGAGCAGGGAAAGAUCGAGGGAGAUGUCGAGAAGGGCGCCGAACUCGAGCCGUCGACUGCAAAGGAGGACGUCGAGGACCUUUCGGAUACCACGACCGAGGCAGGCGGACUCGACAACGACGGACUUGCUCACCACACAUCUUUGCCAGAAAGAAUGACCAUGAUCAGUCGAGCCGUGACCUUUUCCUCGAUCGACCGGGUUCCCAGACCGAUCGCGGCCGCCGAGAAACAACGAUCCAAGUCGUCAAGCAAGAAAUCCAAACAAUCGCAAGAGCAAGAUCUUGGCGAGGAGGUCGUCGAGGGCGAAAGCAUCCUCAUCUCGAGAAACCGCAUGAUCGUGCCCGAGUGGCUCGAUCUGAGCGAUUGGGAGGACGAAGUGCUCCGGAUCCUGAUGGUGCGGAUGCAGGAGCACUCGCCUUCUUCGGACCAAAAUUGA